AUGAGCGCGGCUGGUGAUUUCCGUCAGAAGACCGUUGUUGUAACACGACAACCCAGUCAUCCACACCUCAUCAGAUUCAAAGAAGCCAAAAAGGAACUAAUUCAAAUUUAUGAGGAGAUCUUGAAUUAUAUCAACGAGUGUCAUAACUUUACUACACAACAACAUCAAGAAGAAAAGUUUGCUCGACUUCUGGGUGAAGGCACACAUGAAGAUGUCGAACAGCAUUUGGUAAAGAUUAAAAGCAUCCAAGGCAUCAUUUCCAGGAAUCAGAUGAAGUGUGCCUUCUUCGGAAGAACUUCCAACGGGAAGAGCACAGUAAUCAAUGCCAUGUUGGGUUCCCGGCUUUUACCCUCCGGGAUGGGGCACACCACCAGUUGCUUUCUCGAGAUCCAAGGCACGGACCGCGAGACGGGCUACGUGGCAAUUCCAGAGAAUGAUCCUGAUGGGUCAGGUGCUCAGUCCCACCCAAUUGAGUCGGUUAGUCAACUGGCUCAUGCGCUGAGUGGUGUGCAACUUGCGACGGAUUCAAUGAUCAGAAUUUUUUGGCCAAGUUCUCAAUGUCGGCUUUUGCGUGAGGAUGUGGUGCUUCUCGAUAGCCCUGGGAUCAAUGUGGAUCCGGAUGUGGAUAGUUGGAUUGAUUCACAUUGUCUCGACGCUGAUGUAUUUAUUCUGGUGGCAAACGCAGAAUCUACAUUGAUGCAAGCAGAAAAGGAGUUCUUCCAUCGGGUUAGUCAGCGCCUUUCGAAACCGAACAUUUUCAUCAUCAACAAUCGUUGGGAUGCAUCGGCCAACGAGAUAGAGUAUGUGAAUGAGGUUCGUGAUCAGCACCUUCAACGUUGUGUCGCUUUCUUGGCCGAUGAACUGAAAGUAUGUUCACGUGCAGAGGCGGAGGCACAUGUAUUUUUCGUUUCGGCCCGAGAGGCACUCGCCUAUCGAUCAAGGUCAAAUGCAGGCAACAUGGCUUUUGGUUCUGGGCCACCAGAGAGUACAACACAUGUUGGCUCACCUCUGCCCUCACUACCAUUUAUGGCCGAAGGUUGGGAAGUUAGACUGCAGGAGUUCAGAGAUUUCGAAGUGAUCUUUGAAAAAAACCUAUCCGAAUCGGCCACACGAACCAAAUUUGCCACGCACUGCGAACAGGGCAAGCAGAUUGCGGAACACUUUCGUUCAGUUAUGGAAAAGAUCUAUGAGACAACGGUGGAGGAGAAAGACGCGGCCGUUCGUUGUCGGUGUUUGUCGCAAGCUCAUCUGGAAGAAGUUCGUUCGCGUUUGCAUCGGACCUCACAAGCGUUGGAUGAAAUGACUCACACCUGUUUGGCCCGCGUUGAAACCCAGGUUGCUAGUGCGCUGAAUGCAGAGAUCCGCCGUCUUGGUGAACUGGUCGACUCUUAUUCGCGUCCUUUCCAUCCAGAUCCUGCCAUGUUGUUGCUAUACAAAAAGGAAUUGAACACACAUGUAGAGCGCGAAUUGGGGCGGAAGUUAGCUGCGGCUUGUUCUAGCGAUAUUCUCAAUGAAGUUUCACGGUCAGAACAAAUUAUGAUGUCCAAGCUUGCUUCUAUUGUCAGCGAUGAGGCACAGAAAAAUCGUAUUCUUCAGCUAGUGGAUCCAACGGCGUUCCAACCAGAAUUUCACGUGGAUUGUCGAAAUCUAUGCGCAGAUUUUCGUGAGGAUAUUCAGUUCCGUUUCAGUUUAGGAAUUGGCACUUUGUUUCAACGCCUUACUGCUCCCCGUCGUGGUACGAGUCACUAUCCCUGGUCUUCAUCAGUCGACCAGAGUGGCGUCAUUCUACAAUCUGUGGUUUCAUCUUGGCCUCUGGAACUGUUCCCUUCUCUUUUGAGUCGUAGCUCGGUUGGAGCUGUGAUCGUAUUCGGUUUGGUGUCCAAGGCGGUUGGUUGGCGUGUCAUUGGCCUUGUUGCUGGGCUUUACGGUGGUCUGUAUUUAUACGAACGCUUAGCGUGGACCAACAAAGCGAAAGAGGCAGCGUUCAAGCGUCAAUAUGUGGAUUUCGCGUCACACAAACUUCGUCUUAUUGUCGACUUGACCAGCACAAAUGCCAGAUACCAAGUCAAACGAGAGCUCCAGGUUUCUCAAAAGAAGUUGGUUGCCCAAGUCGAACAAUUCUCAAACACUUUGGUUGAAGAGGUGAAGCAAUUGGAUGCUGACAUUCAACAUCUGGAGGCUGUUACUACGGAGUCCAAGCGCUUGAAAAACCGGGCUGGUCACGUGUUGACAGCGUUGAACAAAUUUAAUGAUCUUUUCAUUACAAACCUCGCUAGUGGUAUGAUUUUCAUCAGUGUAAUGUUUUCUUUCUGUCUGCGAUGCAAGAGACAGAUCUGUGAAACUUCAACCCAGUCUGUGCGGCUUGUAGCAAUGUAG
Opisthorchis viverrini is the source of this 2376-nucleotide messenger RNA. RefSeq lists its product as hypothetical. NCBI's taxonomy places the organism in Eukaryota, Metazoa, Platyhelminthes, Trematoda, Opisthorchiida, Opisthorchiidae. The record is from RefSeq and is a predicted model, not a curated record. Gene Ontology annotation, cellular component: mitochondrial outer membrane. Gene Ontology annotation, molecular function: GTP binding; GTPase activity. The transcript is spliced from 15 exons. Gene Ontology annotation, biological process: mitochondrial fusion; mitochondrion localization. The coding region runs from base 1 to 2376 and encodes 791 amino acids.